AUGCUCAAACUUAUAGCAAUUACUUAUCUAGCAGCUUCAGUAGCUUGCUCGAUCAAAGGAGUCAGCCCAGAAAACCAACACUUGUAUGAACCAGUAAUUAUAGAUGACGUCCAAUACUGGCACUGUCUCAAUGAUUCCUCAAUCAGACUAACUUACAACCAAAUCAAUGACAAUUAUUGUGAUUGCCCAGAUGGAUCAGAUGAACCGGGCACAAAUGCUUGCGAAAAUUCCAAGUACUACUGUGAAAAUAAAGGACAUUUCCCAGCUUAUAUCGACAGUUUUAAGCUCAAUGACGGGGUGUGUGACUAUGACGUUUGUUGCGAUGGUUCAGACGAACCUGAAGGUUGCGAGAAUAAAUGCGAUGUGAUUCAUAACCAGUAUGUUGAGUAUAAAGAAAACGUGGAAAAGUUUAUGGCCACUUCUUUGCAAACCAAAGAAAAGUAUUUGCAGGUUGCCAAGACUAAAAAGGAAAAGUUGCUGAAUGAUAAAACUAGAUUGGAACAACAAUUGUCUCUGGCACAGAAGCAACUAGAAAGAUUAAGACUCGAGUUAGAAAACAAGGAAUUAGAAGCUGAAUUGGAGGAACCUUCCGUUUAUGAAGCUUUAUCUGACCAUUUUGUUAACUUGAAUCAGAAAUUACAAGCUAACAAGGAAAUACUUUUUACCAAGAAUUCCCAUAUUGACACAUUGGAACAAAUAUUGCACACAUUAGCCAACAACUAUAACCCAAAUUUCAACGACCCUGCUGUGAAAGAAUCAAUCAACAAAUUCAAGCAGUACAUUUCCAACAAACAGGAAGUCAAUAACGACAUCGGCGACGCACAAAAUGUGCUUGAAAAGUUACAACAACAAGCCAAAUCUUUAACUCAAGGUGGUGGUGUUGUUCCUACAAUUGCAAACACAUUCCAUUACUAUUACCAAUUAUUCACAAACACCUUCUUGGUAGCACCUCAGGUUCCAAACUUAUCCAACCUAGGCAACAAUGAAUUGUCUUCACAAAUAGACCAAUUGGAAACACAAGUCAAGAAUAUUCAGCGUAAAUUGCAAGAAGUGGUUUCUAACUUAAACAUUAAUGCCGGCCCAAAUGAUAUUUUGAGAGCAUUUGAUACAAUUAACAAGAAGAUAUCAGGCUACCACUACAGAAUCAGCCUUUUGGACUCAAUAUAUCAAGACGAUGUGUUAAUAGGUAGAUUCAAGGAGUUCAAAGAUAACAAGGUUUACUUUGACUAUGGCUCAAGAUGUUGGAAUGGACCACAAAGAGCUGGUGAUGUAGAAUUUGUCUGUGGCAAAGGGCCAGAUAUCGUAAGUGUAAGUGAACCUGAAAAAUGUCAUUAUAAUUUUGUUAUCCAAGGUGAAUCGUGGUGUGAGCCAAUGACCGAGGAGGAAAUUAGGGCUAACUUUAAUAUUGAUUAUGAUAAGUUAUAA
This is a messenger RNA of Spathaspora passalidarum NRRL Y-27907, 1425 nucleotides long. RefSeq lists its product as uncharacterized. NCBI's taxonomy places the organism in Eukaryota, Fungi, Ascomycota, Pichiomycetes, Serinales, Debaryomycetaceae. The coding region runs from base 1 to 1425 and encodes 474 amino acids. Gene Ontology annotation, cellular component: glucosidase II complex. Gene Ontology annotation, biological process: N-glycan processing. The record is from RefSeq and is a predicted model, not a curated record. The transcript has a single exon.